Molecule: messenger RNA, 399 nt
Organism: Microthlaspi erraticum
Lineage: Eukaryota; Viridiplantae; Streptophyta; Magnoliopsida; Brassicales; Brassicaceae
Source: the annotation of a GenBank genome assembly
AUGGCCUCAGCUGUUCCAAUCCUCAAUGGAAACAACUUCUCAGAAUGGAAAGAGAAUGUUGAGUUCACAUUAGGAGUACUUGAUUUGGAUUUAGCACUUCGUAAAGAAGAGCCAAAUCCAUUAACGAAUAUCAGUACUGAGGAAGCAAAGGCUUUCCAUAAAGCAUGGGAAAAAGCAAACAGGCUGAGCAUGAUGUUUUUAAGGAUGACAAUAGCAAGUAACAUCAAAACUUCCCUCCCUAAUGUAGAUAAAGUUAAGGCUUAUCUAACAGCAAUAGAAGAACGGUUUAAGACUGCGGACAAAUUCCUUGCGGGGAAACUUAUGACAGAAGCUUCGGAUUCGCAGUCUGUAAGUAGGAAGCGUAAGAGCCUUUGUGUACAUCUUCUGUACCCUGUAUAG